Molecule: messenger RNA, 699 nt
Organism: Phytophthora nicotianae INRA-310
Lineage: Eukaryota; Oomycota; Peronosporomycetes; Peronosporales; Peronosporaceae
Exons: 2
Coding region: 1-699 (232 amino acids)
Source: RefSeq, a predicted model, not a curated record
AUGAUCACGGAGUACAAGAUUUCGCACAACGACUGGAUCUAUCUUGUACCUUUGGUGCAAGCUAACUUGAAUCACUCUCCGGUGGCUUCUCUAGCUAACAAGGCCCCUGUUGAGGUAUUCACUGGGUUGCCAUGCCCAGUGCCAGCCUACAUUCUGCAUGUACCUGACAAUCAACCUAAGGCAGUCUCUAUUUCGAGUGCAGCCAUCGAGAACACUCUAGCGAAGCUGCGGUCUAGUAUUGAGGACAUGUACUGUGCUGUUAAGAACAAGCGUGAGAAUAUCACUUUGCUGAACAAGAGAAAAUCCAGAGAUACAAAAGAAGUAACCUUUUCGGUGGAUGAUUACGUCCUACGAUCACGUGUCGAUGAACGCCGACACAACAAGUUGCUAGUCACCUGGAUCGGUCUCUACGUGGUUACCCGUGCGGACUCACACUCGUUUCGUGUUCGGCACCUCGUUACCGGCAAGGAGCAAGAUGACAUCGUGCUGAAGGUCGACCGACUUAGCAAGCACCGUUGGAACAAACACAAACAUGCCUUUGAAAUCCUAGUGAGUUGGUGCGGCUUAGAGCCUAUCGAGGACUCUUGGGAGCCCUUGAAGUCUCUAGCACAGAACAUCCCUGCGCUAUUACGUACCUACGUGGAAGCUGCCGAGGACGCAAAGUUAGCGACAGCGUUGCAGAAGGUUACCUCGACCUAG